Molecule: messenger RNA, 1590 nt
Organism: Annulohypoxylon maeteangense
Lineage: Eukaryota; Fungi; Ascomycota; Sordariomycetes; Xylariales; Hypoxylaceae
Product: histone-fold-containing protein
Exons: 3
Coding region: 619-1437 (272 amino acids)
Biological process (GO): regulation of DNA-templated transcription
Cellular component (GO): nucleus; CCAAT-binding factor complex
Molecular function (GO): DNA-binding transcription activator activity, RNA polymerase II-specific; DNA binding; protein heterodimerization activity
Source: RefSeq, a predicted model, not a curated record
ACGUCAAAUCACACAAAACAAUCAAGCUACCUGAGCACCUAGAACACUUACCUAGUAGCAGCUGGGCACUGGGGCACUGGUCACUGGACAAUUCUUCAAACCCCAGACCACUUUCAAGACACCGCCCAAUCAAUCAUCCGAAUCCGUUCCUUUCUAAGCUGGUCACUCCCGCCCCAACCCCCCAUCCAAUCAAUCUCGCCAAUCCGAGGUCAACUUUGAAUACCUACUGGUCCAAAAAGCUCAUUUGUUACAUCACCACGCGCACCCAAGCUUCGACCCAAGGGCCUGUGUAAACAAUACAAACAGUCCUUAUUUUUUUCUCCGCCGUCGGGAAGUCUAUCCACGCACAGUGAUACCUGCGACGAAAUUCUCGGCAAGCGAAAAAAAGAGCAACACUCGACUAAAAAAAGCUCGCUAGCAACUUUGUUAGUGUAGUGCGCGUGCGUCCAAUACUACAUAGCGCAAGAGUUCCAGUUUGCCUGUCAGCCCCGUCGAACUCUUGUGGUUGUGUUUUUUCGCGCGGCUUUUGAAAUACUCGGUGCUUCUUCUCUUGCCUGCGCACUCGAGGUUGUAAGACUGGCGCGCAGUUCUUUCGAAUCAAUUGCAAUUACAAAUACAAUGGAUCAGUCCUCGUCGAGUCACCCGCAGUCAUCUCGAGGAGGAGGUGGAGGUGGAGGAGGAAGCGGUGCUUAUGAUAUAGCACAUGGAGGUCAUUACGGUGCCAGUGCAGCGCUCGCCAAUUCUGGCUUCGCACCCGCCGAGCUCUACACAGGUCCAUGGGCCAACGUUCACCAGGGUCUACACGGACAAUAUAAGGACAUCCUGACGACUUAUUGGCAGAACACCAUCAACCAUCUCGAAUCCGAUCAACAUGAUUACAAAUUACACCAAUUACCCCUUGCCAGGAUUAAGAAGGUCAUGAAGGCCGAUCCUGAGGUUAAGAUGAUUUCCGCUGAAGCACCUAUCCUGUUCGCGAAGGGAUGCGAUAUAUUCAUCACCGAACUUACGAUGCGGGCGUGGAUCCACGCAGAGGAGAACAAGCGUCGCACUCUACAGCGAUCCGACAUCGCCUCCGCACUCGCUAAGAGCGAUAUGUUCGACUUCCUCAUCGAUAUCGUGCCCCGCGAAGAGGCCAGCCAUGCAAAGCGCACGAACCCCGCCCAGGCACAAUCAGCCCAAGGUGGCGUGCCGUCUGCUGCACCUGGUGGUCAGAUGCCCGGAUCUCACGGGCUACCCGGCGCCGCGAACCAUAUGGCACCAGGAGACUACGGUAUGGGCGGCCAUGCCAUGGGUUCCGAGCAAGAAUAUCGCGGUCCGCCUAUGUACAACCAGGUGCAGGCCGGUCCCGGAGGCCCCUACAGCCAACAGCCCCCGCAGCCGAUGUACAGCGACAUGGAGGGUAUGUACGGUUACCCCGGGAUGCCUCAACAGCAGUAGGACCGCAGUGUGGUAAACCCGGGCGCUCCCUACGAGAACCCCGGAGAAGGAGGAGAUGAGGCGGGAAAGAAGGCAGACGAAUAAUCGCGAGUCGAUCCGGCUUCGGAGCAGGCUGCGCGCCAGGAGCUGGAAGUGAAGGGAACAUGGGGCACG